Messenger RNA from Helianthus annuus (common sunflower), 769 nucleotides. RefSeq lists its product as uncharacterized. The transcript has 4 exons. The record is from RefSeq and is a predicted model, not a curated record. Bases 39 to 722 code for a protein of 227 amino acids. Lineage: Eukaryota; Viridiplantae; Streptophyta; Magnoliopsida; Asterales; Asteraceae.
GAACUCCUCGUGCUUUCAACAUCACAAUUACCCUGAAAAUGUCUGAUUACUUCUCUGGCCGUCGCUACCACCAACUACCAUGGCUCGGUCACUGGUCCGACCGAAAUGUUGUACCUAGCAUGCCUUAUGCUUUCAACAGCUUCUUUUACUACCCAAACCUUUUCGCUGUUAACGAUGGUGGAGGAUACCUCCCCCACCAUCGUUACCAGUCUGGCAACAAUUUUGCUAGUUUUGCCGCACUACCAUCCACCAACAAUCUGCGUGUUGGGACAUGGAGGCGCGGUGGUUUGAAGGCCUACUACCGUUUUCACGGUGGAAUUGGCGACGGAUGUUGUGGAUUGGCUUUUCGCAAUACUGUAGACUACACCGCGGCUCGUCCGCUACAACUGUUUGAUGCUUUGGAUCCGAUCAACAUUCAGAUGACAACUGAUCAUGGUGGUUUUGUGAACAUUCCGAUGAUCGGACCAUCAUGUCUGCCGGAGGAGGCAAGUAAUGGAACCGGUGUGUUCUUACCGGCGUAUCCGAAGAGGAUCCGUGGUAGAAAAGGUAUGCAUGUUCGUGGUCGUCGUGGUGAUGGUUUGAAACGUCGUGGUGGACAAAUGAUGCAAGAAGACAUUGUCGCAAAACCUUUUGUGGCUGGUGAUGUUGCGAAGAAGGAUGGUCGUAAGGAUAUGGAAGAGAUUCCUAUAGAACUGCUUUUACCUGCAGAAUGGACAUACUAAUUAACUUAUGUUAAAAAAAUAAAACUUAUAUGUAUGGCCAUUUCCUA